Molecule: messenger RNA, 382 nt
Organism: Nymphalis io (European peacock)
Lineage: Eukaryota; Metazoa; Arthropoda; Insecta; Lepidoptera; Nymphalidae
Exons: 2
Coding region: 19-348 (109 amino acids)
Source: RefSeq, a predicted model, not a curated record
UCUAUCAAAAUUUAGGCAAUGAGUGCUAAGGGUACCCAAGUUCAAGCCAAAGUCAAGCAAUCCUCAACAAAACCGGGACUAUGUCCAUGGCUAUGUAACCUAGUUCCCAAAAAUGUGCCUGGUCCGGGAGCUGCACAGUCUGUCUUGCACCCAAGAAAGGAUGUUUUUCUAUUAAAGGUAGCAAAAGUAGGUCCUAAUGGUGACCGGCGCUGCAAGAUGGAGUUAGAACUCGUGACGCCCAAAGGUCCCGAUAAAAGAAGCCCAUUUCGUUACGACACUCGAGAGACUCAAUGCGAACCAGAACCGGCCCCUUGCUGCUGUGUAAAACAAAAGAAGAAGAAAAAAUAACUUCAUUAGUUAGUUUAUCUCAAACGUUAUUCAA